This is a messenger RNA of Trifolium pratense (red clover), 3967 nucleotides long. RefSeq lists its product as uncharacterized. The record is from RefSeq and is a predicted model, not a curated record. The transcript has 7 exons. Lineage: Eukaryota; Viridiplantae; Streptophyta; Magnoliopsida; Fabales; Fabaceae. Bases 1095 to 3656 code for a protein of 853 amino acids.
GGCGACAAGUUGAAGAUGGACGGCGGGUUGCCGGUCGUCGGCGAUUUUUGUUGGCGGUCUCCAGUAUCAAUCUUUUCUCUACAUCACCACCUCCCAAAUCAACUCAUCAUAAUCACAAUCACCCAAUUCCUCAACCUCAACAACAACAACCGCAUCUUCAAUAACCACUUGAUUUUCCAACACAGAAACAAAAUGGAAUUAGCCCAAUUGGUGUUGGUCGAAUUGGAGAUACACACUCCAAUUGAAUUCAAAUGCAAACUGUUUGUAACUUGCAUUAAGAAGAAGAAAUACACACUCCAAAUGAAUUCUUAUGACAACCAUUUUGUUUACCGUCAAGUGGAAGAGGAAGAAGAAAUACUCCAGUUUACUGUAAAAAGUACAAGCUUUUUUGUUUUUGGGAUAACAUUCCUUUUUGUUUUUGGGAUAACAUGCCUUUUUGUUUUUCAUCCAUUAGAUUAAUCUAGUGGUCAAGAUUUGGAGAAGGAGAGAGAAGGAGAGGGUUGGGGAAGGAGAGAAUCCAGAUCCACAAAUUUAUUAUCACACAUACAAAAAUAAAAAAGAAUUACCUCAAUUUAUUUAUUUAUUUAUUUAUUACAAAGAGAAUGAUUAGAGAAUAAAGAAAACAACACACACAGACACAGUCAGAGGAGAAAGAGAGAGAACAUUGAAUGUCUUGUUUUCCUUCUUCCUUAACCUCGUAGCCUUUUCCUCUGUCAUAAUCAUAGUUAGUCACCAUUAACUCAUUAUUACUAUAAUUAUUCAUAAAGUCUUCAUUUUUUUUUGGCUUUCUUCUUCAUUAUUACACACAAUUGCAGUUUCAUAAUUUUCCUACUUUUUUUCUUCCAACCCAUUUCCAUUUUUUCACCAAGUUUCAAUCUUUUCUACUUUUCAACAACACCCACAUGUCUAUUUUCUCAAUCACAAUGCUUCAUUGAUUUGCAGCUAAAGCUUCCAAAAUUCUGAAUUUUCUCAUCUGUUACUGUGCAAAUUACAAAGGGAUAUUAUUUUACAAAAGUUAGAAUCGGCGGCGAAAUUCUAAUGGAGUGAUAGAUGGGAGCUGAAAUUGAUGACAUGAGAGUCUUUUGGUAGACUGUAUGGGAGGCUUAUUACACUUUUUUGAAUUCAAUCAAGGGAGGAUGGCUAAGAAAGUCCAUGCUCACAAGAGACAUCAUGUUGAUUCUGAAACUCCUAGAAAUAGUCUAGAUCUGCAAGAAGAAACAUCUCAGAAGUACGGUCCACAAGGAGAAUUACCGCACUAUUAUCAAGUAGAAGAAGACUGGUCGGAAAAUAAUCAAUAUUCAAACGCGGGUUCUAUGAAAAAGCUGAUUAAUGAAGAGCUAUCGACACGAUCAAGCACCAGGCAAAAUGCACCAAGCAUUGUGGCAAGGUUGAUGGGGAUAGAUAUGAUGCCGGUAGACACUAAAUAUGUUGCUCCAUCAGAUAAAAAAAUAAGUGAAAAUAUUGGGAAGAAGUUUUCAAACAAGGGAACAAAUGAAAGAAGUUCAGUUAGUUUGGAAUGUUCCAACUUUAAUUCUUCUAGCCAUGUUGAAUUUGAUUCAUUUCACAAAGUCGUAGAGGAUGACAAUGACGAUGGAUGGGGGCGGAGUUUAGGAAAACCAAAGCGACGAGAACAUCCGCAGGAAGAAGAACUGCAGAAAUUCAAAAAAGAGUUUGAAGCAUAUCAAGCAACAAGGUUUCAGGAAUGUUCAAAGUUCGCUGAAAUUGGAAGUGUUUCUAACCGAUUGAUUUUUCAAGAGAAUCUAAACAAGGAAAAGGUUGCAGUUGCACAUAAUACAAGUAUGCAAAGGAAAGUUUUUCCUUCAAAGAGCAGAACUCUAAGUAGAGACUUUGAAGAUUCCUUAAUGUUGAAAUCUUAUAACAGAUUAGACACAUCUUCUCCAACCCGAAUAGUUAUCCUGAAGCCUGGUCCUGAUAGCAUAUUUAAUCAUGAAGAGAAUUGGACCGAUUCAUCACGAACUUUACAAGGGAGACAUAGUAUAGAAGAUUUUCUCGAGGAGGUGAAAGAGCGUUUGAAGUGUGAACUCCAAGGAAAAACUGUCGGAAAAGGUUUUGCGGUCCGAGGAAGUGAAAUUGAGACACUACACAAUAAAAAACCAUCUGAUCCUAAACUUAUCGCUCGUCAAAUAGUAAAGCAAGUCAAAGAAAAUGUGAGUAGAGAUUCCGAAUCAAAUUCGGUCGGCUCAGAAUCAACAAGAUCAUACAAAGGUACAGUGCAGUUCAAUGGACCAAGUUUCCCUGAAUUUAUCGGUAGAGAUUCAAGGAGUUACUUGUCAGAGAAGCUAACAAAUGUUGUAAAAAGUGAAAGACAUGAUGAUUCUAAGGCGAACUCGAGAUCAAAUGCAUUUGAAAAUGACAGAGUUAGACUCAAGAAGACAGAAGAUAUUUUGAAAAGUGUGAAUGAUUGGGAAAUAUCGAAAGAAGAAACAGAAAUACAAACAGGAUCUUUCAGGCAUGAACAAGACAACAACAUAUUUUUCCACAGGGAGUUAUGGUCUCCGAGGAACCUUAUAAGAUCCUUGUCUGCUCCUGUAUCAAGAUCAGGAACAUCAUUUGGAAAGCUUCUUCUAGAGGACCGACACAUUUUAACCGGUGCUCAUAUUCGGAGGAAGCUUGAAGCUGUUGAAACUAUGUCUGUUGAGGUUAAAAAACAGAAAAAAGAGAGGUUUAAUAAUAUUAAAGAAAAGGUCUCCAAUUUUAGAUACAGUUUUGCUCUAAGAGGGAGGAUUUUUGGAAAGAGGAAUCAAUCAAUGGUAGAAUCACUUGGCAAUGAAUACCGUCCAACAAUGAGAGAUAUCACGAGUGGUCCGACAGUUCUUAUGAACUGCGGCAGCGAGAGACAUGACAACUACACCGAGGUACCUCCUAGUCCUGCAUCUGUAUGCAGCAGUGUUCAUGAAGACUUUUGGAGGCGAACCGAAUAUAUAAGUCCAAUAUCAACUCCUGAUUUGUCGUCAAGAGAUGAUACUGUUAUGCCACAAGUUUUCAGAGACAUCAGCUCUGGUUUAAAUGAACUAAGAAGACAACUGAAUCAACUUGAUUCUGAUGAUGUUGAGGACUUCACUAUGAAACAAGAACCUUCUGAAUCUGAAUUGGUGCAAUUAAAUGAUCCAGCAGAAUCUUACAUAAGAGAUUUACUUGUUGCUUCUGGUUUAUACUUUGGUUCUUGGGAUAAACCUUUGUUAAGAGGCGACACAUACGCAAAGCCUAUUGGAAAUUCUGUUUUUGAAGAAGUGGAAGAAUCUCAUAAGAAAUUGAUCAAGGAGAAUGAUGAAAAUUUUAUCAAGGAUCAUAAGCUAGAACACAAGAUUUUACUUGAUUUGUUAAAUGAGUCACUUUCAGUUGUUCUUGGACCAUCUUUGACAGUGUCUAGAUUCAGGAAAAAAUCACGCAACUCUUCAAUGUUAGCGCCGCCUCAAGGAAAGGAACUAUUGAAGUUAGUAUGGGACAAUAUCCGCGUUUCGUUGUAUCCUUCAUCUGAUAUAUCUCAUUAUUCACUUGAUACUUUGGUGUCUCAACACUUGAGUUCAAUCCCUUGGUCCGGAAUAAUCAACGAUGAGAUCAAUAUAUUGGAAAGAGAGAUAGAAUGCCGUAUAACUAAUGAUCUUGUUGAAGAACUCGCAAAGGAUUUGCUCUGAUAAGUAGCGACGAGAAGUAACAUUUUACAUAAUAAAACAGUUCAACACAUUGGAGCAUGGAUUAUACAUUGAUUACUACAGAAACUGCAUUAUAGAAGCCUAAUUGAUGUAGUUUUUGUUGAUGGAUCAGUAUUGCAUGAAUGUGUAUAUAUAAAGCAUUGUGUGUGAGUGUUUUAGAUAUAGGGGGCAUUGAGUUGUGGUAAUACAUAGUGUACAUGAGUGAAGUGUAUUAGGUUAUUUAUUCAAAGCAACAAACUUAUUGAUGUUUAUAGUUAAGUUUUUUUCUAACUUAUGCAAACUAGUUUUAGUAA